ACUGCUGUCUUGCAACUUUAUUUUGGAACACCACCAGGAUUACCUUCUCAUGUACAGAAGCUCCUGAGAUGGAAUUGGAAAAUCCUUUCAAAUCRACAGUAUCAGACUUAAUUAAGUACGAUUUUUUAGACCCUCCUUCAUGGAGGAAUCAGGAAGAAGGCAUUCCGUCGGCUCAAGAAAUGAUUGAUCAAAUCAUCGACUUCAAAACGAGUUGGAGUGCUUUGAUAAAUGAAGCACAAGCAGAUCGCAUUGAAGACUUCCAAAAAAGGUUUAGGGAGAAGUAUUGUGACAUUAAUACUGAUCCUUUGAAGGAAUCAGAACGGGAGAAGAAGCAAAUUGAAUCAACGAACAUAGGGAAGUUACUCGAGUUUUUUGACAACUUCAUGGAGGAACAAAGGAGGGACGAAAAUCCGCUGGAUAGCAAUUGUGGGCUUAUUGAAAAGUCCAUGGUUCAAGAGGCUCACAAAAUUGCUGUUCACGGUAUGAAGAUAAAGAAAGACAAAACACAACCAGGAGAAUUCAGCACCCGGCCCAGAAAUACAACUUAUAAGGGAGAAGAGUAUAGGUACCCAUGGUACCUAGAUAUUGACGAAAUGACCCAGGCGGUUGAUCUGGUUCUGGAUCGCUUUAACUCCCUUUUCUUUGAUUCCACUCGCAUCAUUGACGAAAGAGAAAAGCUCRAAGGUAUAAUUAAAAGCCUAGCCUGGUUUCUUUUUGAAAUCCUUGACCUGCAUCCAUUUGGGAAUGGAAAUGGUCGACUUUUUAGGUCUUUUUGUUAUUAUGUGUUGUCGUCCUGUGGUCUCACCAUGUUUCCAUGUCCCAUUUACCAUGCUUGUGAGGAAAGGGAAAAUAAUGAUCAUUCUUCCUGCCGUAAACCAUGUAAAGACAACUAUGAACAAGUAUUAGUGGAUGCAAGAAAAUCUAAAACAAGGCAUCCUGAGGAAUUAGCCACAAUGAUCCUCGAGUCCUGCUGGAGGACAUGGGAUGAAUUCAUGAAAGAGAUUUAACUAUGUAUUCCUGAAAAGUUGGCGUUCAGAUGUUGUUGAUGGCCUAUACCCCUCGAGGGGUGUACCAGGCUUAGAAGGAUUCCUAAAAGUGGAACUAUAUACCUCCCACCCCUCAUUAGGAGGCAAAGGAGUCAAAUAUGGUUCAAAUACGGUGGCCCUGAAGUGACAUCAACCAUGUGCUUUUUUCAUUUGACCUUUCGAUCUAUAUUGCCACUUAUGUAGAAAGGUAGGUGGACAGUUAUGUGGACAUUUACAUCGACAGUUAGGUAGAUAGUUAGGUGACAGUUACGUUGACAUUUAGGUGGACAGUUACAUCAUGUUUCAAAAUGAGCUUUAUUUUUUUUACCAAGGGCACUCAGMUUUUUUAGGUUGACAGUUGCCAAUUAGGRUUGCUAUCUGCCAGCAUUCACCAGGUACACAUGGUUUGUACAGCCAUAGUUGAUAGAGGGGAUAUUAACCAUUUUAAACACAGGUAGCCCAACUGUCCACCUUACUGUUUACAUAACUGUUUACAUAACUGUCAAUGUAACUGUUCACCUAAUUGUUGACGUAAUUGUCCACCUAAAUGUUGAUGUAACUGUGUAUGUACUAACUGUUGAUGUAACUUUCGACGUAAUUGUCCACCUAACUGUCCAUCUAACUGUCUCAUAACACUCCACCUAACUGUCUACAUAACUGUCUACCUAACUGCCCACCUGUCUAUGUAACUGUCCACCUAACUUUCUACCUAUACAACCUGUCUACAUAAGUGGAAAUAUAGAAUGAAAGGUCAAAUAAAGAAAGCAGAUGGUUGAUGUCACUUCAGGGCCACCAUAUUAAAAUGCACCAUUAUGAAAGUGCUUUUGAUCCAUAUUUUGAUUAAGUGUAGCAUUGAUUUYGGAAUCAAAAAGGACAUUAAUGUAAUAUACUUGAUCUUCCUAAAUCCUAAAUUUAUUUUCAAUGUUUCAUGUCAUAUUCUAGGCCCCUCAAAGGGACAUAAGGAUAGAAUAUUUGCUUUUAACAAUGUAAUGUUUAAAUUCUUUCUUAAAUUCAUGUACGUAAAGCACCAGAGAGCUUCCUGAAAUGGUGCUAUAAUAGAGUCAGCACUAAUAUGAAUUUGUUUUUAUAAUUAUUAUUAUUAUUAUCAAUAGAAAAUGAUGUAUUUCCUCGUAUAAACUAUUAAACAUGUAUGACAUUUU
Molecule: messenger RNA, 2185 nt
Organism: Actinia tenebrosa (Australian red waratah sea anemone)
Lineage: Eukaryota; Metazoa; Cnidaria; Anthozoa; Actiniaria; Actiniidae
Source: RefSeq, a predicted model, not a curated record